UUCUUGCCAAUUGCCAAUUGCUCAGAUGCCAGCGUUUUGGACCCUGCAGCAUUUGACUGAAACAUCAGCGCCAUGGAACUGCCCUUGGCACCAGCUGCCCCGGCUAUCCCGGCUAUCCCGGCUAUAGCGGCAAGCCAUCAGAAGGCUAUCAGCAGACAGCCGGGAUGCGCAGCUACCCGCAGUAGCCUGUCGCCGCGUGGGGCUGCAAGCCUCAGCUUGGGUCUGGCUGCCUGCCUCAGAUGGCGCCGCGCUGCUCGGAAACCGCAGACACGGCGGUAUGAUGUAGCUGAGCCACGCCAAAUGCCUAGGCGCAUGGAGCUGUCUGGUAAGACCGAGCUUGGAGAGAGGCUUUGCAUCAUCACCGGUGGAACCAGUCGCUUGGGCUCGGCCAUCGCUCGUGGUCUGGCAGCAUCUGGACGCUUUCAGAGGAUCCUCCUUGUUGGCCGUGACCUUGACCGUGGUCAAGAGGUUGUGAAGGAACUGAAAGAAGUUGGGGUCCAAGCCUCCUUUGAAGCUGUUGACUUGGCGGAUCAAGCUCAGGUUGCUCAGUUCUGCCAGCGUUUGGGAGAUCGAGCCGUGCAUAGUUUGGUGCUGGCAGCAGGUGUUACGGCUCUGGAAGAGAGAGAGGAAACUCGCGACGGCUUGGAGAUGCAUUUCGGCGUCAACUACCUUUCGCGUUUCAACAUGGCCGGGAGAUUUGUCCUGCAAAGAGAUAAUGGAAAGGUGUCUCGUUUAAUGAAGAACCUCGAGAAGGGUGGCACUCCAGAGGAUCCCUGCAAAAUCCUGCUUUGUGGCAGCUCGCGCCAUCGGGGAGAACCACAACUGGGUUUUGCUGCUUUGGGUGCUGCUCUACCACUGGCCUUGGGGGACAUGGAGGAUUUGCAACUACAAGCUGCCGGAGCCUACAGGCCCUGGAAAGCCUUUGGCCAAGCAGCACUCUGCAAUGUGAUGUUUACCUACGAGCUGCAGAAAAGAUUGCCAGUGGGAGGUCCAGUAGCUGUGAGCUGCUUUGAUCCUGGACCCAUGACGACCUGCUGGCAUCUCUACAGGCAAGAGGAGAAUCGUUGGUUGUCCGCAGGCAUGUCAACCUUUGAGAAGGAAAUCUUCAGCUACUUCACGCGGCUCGUGCAGGCGCCAGAGCAGGCGGCCGAAGCAGCGAUUUCGCUGGCCACGGCGGAGACAUUGCCAGGCCGCCAUGCCGGGGCUCCACAGGUGGGUUUUGCAAACUACUGGGAGAAUGGCAUGCCAUCUCUCAGUAAGUUCCCUCUGCCGUGGAAUUGGGGCAACUCCUAUGAUGAGGUCAUCUGGGGAGAGCUGUGGCAACAUUCCCAGCAGUUGUUGAAAGCCAGGUGAUGAUUGGACUGAGCGUCUUUUGAAAUCAUUGGUAAGUUGACCAGUUUUCUUGAAACACCUAGAUGGAUUCCUGGAGUCCUUCUGAUACAUGUUACAUGAUUGAUCCG
Cladocopium goreaui is the source of this 1460-nucleotide messenger RNA. The record is from the annotation of a GenBank genome assembly. NCBI's taxonomy places the organism in Eukaryota, Dinophyceae, Suessiales, Symbiodiniaceae.